Mercenaria mercenaria is the source of this 1605-nucleotide messenger RNA. RefSeq lists its product as uncharacterized. The record is from RefSeq and is a predicted model, not a curated record. The transcript has a single exon. Bases 1 to 1605 code for a protein of 534 amino acids. NCBI's taxonomy places the organism in Eukaryota, Metazoa, Mollusca, Bivalvia, Venerida, Veneridae. Gene Ontology annotation, molecular function: zinc ion binding.
AUGGCUGACAAAUGGAGCCCAUCAGUUAAAAACACUUCAGAUGAAAUAGUGGAUAUUCUGUGUGAACCGUGUGAGAAAGAUGGUAAACGGAUUGAAGCGGCAGGAUAUUGCUCGGACUGUUCAGAAUAUCUGUGUAAACACUGCUAUACCUACCACAGAAAACUGAAAGUAUUUCAAAACCAUGUUCUUCUCGAUAAAGACAAAAUGCCACAAAUACCAACGUCCGUUUCCGUAAAGGACGUGUGCCAGCAAAAAUGUGGUUCACAUGGGGAUGUAACUGUUGAUUUUUUCUGCGGAUCAUGCAACUCCCUUGGAUGCAGUGUAUGCAUUGCACUCAAUCACCGACAAUGUCAAAACGUAAAUCAUAUUCCAGACAUAGCUAAAGGGACUGAAUGCAUUGAGCAGGUCAGAGAAUUUUCCAAAAAUAUAGACGACAUAUGUCAGCAGCUCAACAGUAGUACAAACUCUGCUGAUGCAAAUAUUCAAGAUUUUAGUAAAAUGUGCAUCAGAGCGAAAGCAGAACUUAAAAGACAAAGGACUGAUGUCAACAGAUUUUUUGACAGUCUUGAAUAUAUGAUGGAAACACAGAUAAAUGAUAAGGAAAUUGAUAUCAACAAUGAGCUUCAAGACGUCUUGAGUCACAAAAUAAUGGCAAUAACAGAUUUGCAGAACAUUAAAUCCGACCUUGAAACCAAAAUGAAAACUGGACAAAAAUGCGAACUGUUCAUAGCCAUGCAAAAAGCUAAACAUAUCUUGGAAAGAAAAAGAGGUGAUCUAAAGAAAGAACCUCAAAAGAAAAAUAUUGAAUACAUACCCUCAUUACAAAUUGAAGACAUGAUGAAAAGAAUAAACAGCAUGGGCAGUGUUGUAGUUAAAGGCUCAGAGAAAAUGAGCACAGCAAAAGUAAGGACAAAGGUCAAUCUCCGCACAAGCAAAGAUAAGGCAUCUCCUGUAAUAAGUGGACUGUGCGUGUUAUCCGAUCACAAUGCUAUUGUUGUAGAUAAUGGAAACAAGAAAGUGAAAGUAGUAGAUUUGAAAAAGUUAUGUGUGGUUUCAGAGAAGAACAUGAUCACAAGACUUUGGGAUGUUACCAAGGUAGCAGACAAUCAAGUGGCUGUUACGCUUCCGGAUGAAAAGAAAAUCCAGUUUUUGACAUUAUCUAAGGCAGGUACGCUAAGUAAAGACCAUCACAUCAAUGUUCAGGGUGAGUGUGCAGGGAUUGCAUGUUGCAGACAAAAUCUGAUCAUCUCUUGCAUCACUUAUGUUCAAAUUCUCGACCUGAAAGGGACUGUUAAGCGGAAUAUCUUUGCUGAUGUGAAUGGAGAAAGCUUGUUUAAAAGGGCACUUUAUCUCGUCUUAAGUCCCGACCUUGAAACAAUAUACGUAUCAGAUAACGUUAAGAAUACAGUAACCAGGGUUACAUUAGAUGGAAAGGUGAAGGAUGUCUACAGGGAGCUGACUGAGCCGUAUGGAAUAGUAGUGGACAAUGAAGGUUGUGUCUUUGUUGCGAGUCUGGAAUGUCAAACAUUCAUCAGUUGUCUAUUAACGUGGCAGAGUGGGGAUACUGAAUAUACCGGUUGGGUGCAUAGCAUAUUCAUGCAAUGA